UCCGACAUCCGAGGCGACCCAAGGAAAAUGAGAAUGGCUAUCUGCGGCGCCGGCCCCACCUUAAUGAUACUGACCCUGACUGUGAUUCUGACAUUGUGUCAGUCUACGGAUACCUGGCAGCGUUUACCGUCUCUGGAAACCUUCUCCUCAUACGAGGAUAUGCAACGUUACUUUGAUCAGCGUAAUUUCCGUAGCAUGCGGCACAUUGACAAUCCCACGGACGAUAGUUACCUGGCGGCAUUCAAUCAGUACAACGAGCAGCUGGAGGAUCAGCAUCCUAAGCGGGUGGCUCAACUCCACUCCAGGAUAAAACGCGAACAACGCCAGCUGCCCACAGCACCAAGAAUGCUGCGCUUCGAACUAGCGGAUGCCGUGGAGCCGAGUCCGGAACUAAAGCAAAUCCUGCGACAAUACCAUGCCAGAUCCUUGAAGGAAAAUCCCGCUCCUAUGAGUCCAGUUAGUACAACUCAGGAACCUUCACCGGCUGUCAGUACCACCAAGGCUUCAAAGGUUAAGUCGCGGAAACCUCGUCGUCAGAGGCGAUCGGUUGUUGGAGCCCAGCAACCAGCGGAUUUUAAAGUCCAGAUGAUUCCAUUUGAGGAAACAGACGCCAGGGAACCCGAUCCCGUGACAGCUCAACUGAUCAAGAAGGCUCGCACCCUGGAUCUGCAAAGCCAGGCCACCAGAUCUUCUGACUCUCACCAGCCGAAACCGCAAGUGGCUAGGAAGCAGCCCUUCCAAGUGAGGAUUCGCAAGACGAAGCGCUCCAAGCGCUCCGCUCCGCAGAUGGUUAAGUUUGAGUUGGCGGAUGCCAAGCCCUUGCCCCAAAGAGCCGGAAAACAGUUGUCAUCUGAGAUUGUACCCACCCUCCUGACGAUGGAAACCCAGGCACGGAAUAAGACCCAUUUUUCCCAGUUGACCACACCCACUCCUCGGGUUGAGGACAACGAUAUACUAACUGGAGAAGCCACGGCGGAAACGAAGCGCAUGUAUGUUUAUAAGGAGUCACCUCUCACUUCUGGACAUGUGAAGAGCAAGAAAUCCCUGAGCGCACUACCCCAUGAAGUUCAAAAGGUCAUCGGCCAUCUGAUGAAGGACGGACUUGGUGGCAAGGCGUAUAUCAAGUAUCUUCCUGCCCAGAAGUCCGACUACGAGCACUACAAGGCCAAACCUCUAUCCUAUGGGGCUAAGCCUUUGGGUAACUAUAUUAAGUACAUCAACAAGCCGGCAGAACCAUCUGCAGCUCCAGCUCCUGUCCAAGUGCACAUCCAACCAGUUCCUGUGGUGGAGCAACUCCGAUACGUAUACAAGCCCAGCUAUGUGGCAGCUGCCCCCACAAUAGCCCAACCCAUUGUGGUCCAGGAGGUGCCUGCCCCCACAGUCGCUGUGGAGGAAGUGCACCACACAUACACCGCAGAGCUGGCUCCACCGCCGACCCAAAACCUAGAGGUUAUUGUGCCACAGUUCAGGCCUUCCAAGCCAGACCCUCUGCUGGCCGAAGCUCCUGCCAUCUACGGGAAACCCCAGGAGUCCUACAACUACGACAUCCAGCAGGAGGCUUCCCCCCUGAUCAAGAUCGAGUACCAUGCCCAGCCGGAUGGCCUCAAGGAGCACUACAAGCAGCUGCCAGAGUUCCAACAAUUGUCCACCCUUAUUGGCAAGUCCCCAGACGAUCAGAUCCACGGCUUAACCUAUCUCCUGGCGAAGGAAAUGCAGGCCAAGCUGCAGAGGCAGGGCAAACAGCUGUUGGAUCGCCCACAGGACAGUACGGCACCGAUCCUGUUCCACCCAGGACAAGGUCCAUCGCCGGCACCCACUCUCAAAACCCUGUUGGAUCACGGGUCCCUGGGCGUCCAGCCGGGUCGGCUUAUCGGCAUGGCCAAGAGCAAGCAGUAUGUGCCCAUUAUCGAGCCGGGCAACAACGACGUCAAGGAGCUGCCUGCGGCUUCCAGCAGCGAGGCCUCCAAGCUGCCCACACCCAGUUCCUACAUCGAUUACACCCACGGACACGGUCUGUCGAACGGAUAUGAGGGCGUGGCCAACGUGGAGGAGCCGGUGACCACGGUGGAGCAUGUGGUGCACCACCCUACGGUGGCCACGCAGUUGCUCCAGCAGGUCCAUCAGCAAAAUCCGCACCAGCACCACCAACAGCACAUCCAGCAGCAGCACCACGGACUUGUGGCCACCGUCCUGCCGGCGGAACUGGAUGCGGACAAGGGCGGUAAUGGUCUCCACUUUGUGCACAGCCAGGAGGACAAGUCGCUGCAGCAGUACGCCUCAAAGUAUGCGUUCGGUUAUCGCAUACGUGAUUUCCAUACCGGCAACGAUUUUGGCCACAAGCAGAAUCGUGAUCUCCACGGCGUGACACGCGGCCAGUACCACAUCCUCUUGCCGGACGGAAGGAUCCAGAAUGUUAUCUACCACGCCGACGACACGGGCUUCCAUGCGGAUGUCAGCUUCGAGAGCGGGGCGAAGCACUGA
This is a messenger RNA of Drosophila subpulchrella, 2481 nucleotides long. RefSeq lists its product as uncharacterized. The coding region runs from base 28 to 2481 and encodes 817 amino acids. Lineage: Eukaryota; Metazoa; Arthropoda; Insecta; Diptera; Drosophilidae. Gene Ontology annotation, cellular component: extracellular matrix. The record is from RefSeq and is a predicted model, not a curated record. The transcript is spliced from 4 exons.